Molecule: messenger RNA, 3250 nt
Organism: Aegilops tauschii subsp. strangulata
Lineage: Eukaryota; Viridiplantae; Streptophyta; Magnoliopsida; Poales; Poaceae
Source: RefSeq, a predicted model, not a curated record
CUCAUUCCCCCCUCACUCACUCCCUGCCCCAGCUGCUGCCCUCGGCUCCCGCACUGUCACAGCGCACGCUCCCCGGCCUAUCCGCCCGCCGCUUGCCGCCGACCGCCUCCGGUCCCCAGUCCCCUUUCCCCGCGGUGGAUUUGCAGCAGCAGCCAGCGGUAGAUCUAUCCACAUCGGCCCCGUCCCUGUCCUCUUUCUCACCCUCCCGUGCCCAGCCACUCCCGCCCCAUCUUUCUUCCUCCCCAGCGAAAUCCUUAGCGGCCAAGGCUUCCGCUCCGAGCUCCAGCAGCAGUUUUAAACGCGCCCCGGAGAAAGCGGGGGACGAGUCGCACUGCUCGCUGGUUGUGGCUUUCGGUGGCGAGCGGCUCCAUAAAGCGGCAAAAGGCUCCAGGGGCCGGCCGGCCGUGGGUUCGGCGAGAAUCUGCAGAUUAAAGGCCGCAUCUGUGGUGGAAAUUUUGUUUUCAGGUCAGGUGAUGCCCGCGGCGGAGGAUUGAUUUGUCCAUGGACGCGCGUGCGGCGAUGAGACGCUCGGUGCGCGUGGCGCCGCCGCCCCUGGCUGCUCGCGCCGCCGUUCUGCUGCUGCUGCUGCUUUCGGCGCUGCCGCUCUCGCUGACCUACACUUACGAGCAAGACGUGUUCGCGAUAAAUGGCCUGUACACGGCGCUGGGAUCCCCGUCUUUGCCUGGAUGGGUUACGAAUGGCGGCGACCCCUGCGUCGAAAACUGGCAGGGCGUUGGAUGCGCGGCAUCCAAUAUCACCUCCAUAACUCUCAAUGGUAUAAAUUUGGGUGGACAGCUGGGUAACACACUGGCGAAUUUCACGUCGAUAAUCACCUUAGAACUUAGCAACAACAUUAUUGGUGGAACCAUACCUGAUAAUCUACCGGUCACAAUUCAGCGCUUUUUCCUCUCAGGAAACCAGCUAAGUGGGAGCCUUCCAAGUACAUUGUCGACGCUUACACUUUUGACAGACAUGUCCCUCAGCAGCAAUCAUUUGUCUGGAGAGAUACCAGAUGUAUUUUCAGCACUCACCGGACUUAUAAAUUUAGAUUUUUCUUCCAACAACUUGACUGGCCCAUUACCGCCUUCGAUGGGAAACUUAAAAGCAUUGACUACCCUGCAUAUUCAAGACAAUCAAAUAUCCGGGACCCUGGAUGUCCUUCAAGAUCUCCCUCUGAAAGAUUUGAAUAUACAGAAUAAUCUUUUCUCUGGUCCUGUGCCUCCGAAGUUAUUCAAUGUCCCAAACUUUCAGAGGGAUGGCAACCCAUUUAAUACUAGCAUAGCUCCAUCUCCACUGCCUGCUGCACCAGCACCAUCUCCAUCACUAUCACCUUCAACAGGGCAUGUCCCCUCAAAAGAACCUACAAAGUCGCCUGAUGUGACAAAUGGAAAUCCUCCAGCAUCAGGAAAACAUACUAUUUGGACAGUCAAAUUCGUCGGAUACAUUCUUGUAGGGGUGGUAUCAGCAGUGGUUAUUGUGUUAAUGGUAAUGUUUUGUGUAUCCAAGCACAAAGAAAGGAAGUCAAAGAAGGUAUUUAGGAAGUCAAAGAAAGAUGUGUAUCCGAAAAGCAAGAUAGGAAGGGAACCUCAGAGGCUUGGAGAGCCUAAAAUCAAGGAAGUGCCGGAAAUAAAGGAACAUUUGGUAAAACCUACGAAUACUGUAGGGAAAGCAGCUUCAAAUGUGGUUUCUAAUUCAAGUGAGGAGCUGAAAGUCAAUGCAUCAAUGAAAGCUCCUAAUGUUGCUUAUAACACAAAGGAAAGGGAGGCUACAUUAUAUUCACCGAUGAGAGCAGCUAUUCCUGGGGUGAUCACGAAGAAACAAAAGGAACAUGUUAUUGAUAUGGAAAAAUCUGAUGAUUUUGUGGAAGAACCACUGCGUCUUCCGCAGUCUGUUGCGCCGCGUACUGAAAAAGGCACUGUCAGUCCCAGUGUUCGUACUAAAAAGGGGAGAGUACCUUCACUUGGGAAGAUAGAUCUUAGAACUACUGUCAAGUCCUUCUCUGUUGCAUCCCUUCAACAAUAUACCAACAGUUUCAGUGAAGAAAAUUUGAUAAGAGAUAGCAGGUUUGGUAAAGUAUAUCUGGCAGAACUUCCUGAUGGAGAGAUUUUAGAAGUUUUGAAGAUUGACAUUGAUAACUCAAGAGUACCAGUUGAUGUCUUUCUAGAACUAGUUGUGAACAUUUCAGAACUAAGUCAUCCUAAUAUACUUGCGCUUGUGGGAUACUGUGCGGAGUUUGAGCAGUGGCUACUUGUCUACGAGCAUUGUAGUAAGAUGACUCUACAUGAUGAACUCCAUUAUGUUGAUGAACCCAGCAACGCAUUGUCAUGGAAUGCCCGUCUCCAAGUUGCUGUGGAAGCAGCAAAGGCAUUACAAUAUCUUCAUGAUGGCCGUCAACCACCGCUUGUACAUCAAAAUUUUGAACCAUCUGUUGUUCUCCUUAAUAGCACUUUGGCAGUCCAAAUUUCCGAGUGUGGACUUGCAUCGUUGUCUCAGUUAUCUGGCAGUUUGCAUGCCUUAUUCCAUUAUGAAGCCCCAGAAGUGCAUGAAUCCAGAUCAUUCAGUGAUCGAAGCGACGUUUACAGCUUUGGUGUCGUUAUGUUGGAACUUCUAACAGGACGUGAACCUUAUGACAGUUCCCGUCCACGUGCUGAGCAACAUCUGGUGCGAUGGGCCUCUACUCAGCUUUAUGAUAUUGAUGCCAUAACAAAGAUGGUAGAUCCUUUGAUUAGAGGACAAUGUUCUGAAAAGGCUUUGUCGCGUUUUGCUGAUGUCAUUGGCAGCUGUAUUCAGCCUGAGCCAGAAUUCAGGCCACCAAUGUCUGAAGUUGUCCAAGCCCUAACUCGUAUGGUCAGCGACGCGACGAAGGCUUCUAUGUAAGUGGCUUCCUGAGACGAGGAAGAAUGCCGAAGCCUGUCACAGAAAAUUCGAGUAGGCGCCUGGUGAGGGCCCCUGAUGAGCGUGCCGUUAGGAGAGCUUCUGGCCAGAUUCAUGGCUCGAGUGAUACUUGCGUACUUGCAAAAAUGUCUUUGAUCGGCGAUGAUGCAGUAGUAGGAUGGUUCAAUUCAACCGCUGAAUUUAUCGGCUGGUGAUGUGCAGAGGUCUGCAUUUCAUUUUCCUGUAGAAGCUGUUUGUCCUUGAUAGGACCUAAGACUAGCCAACAAUGUGUCUCUGUGGUCGAUUCAUGCUUGUGAAACUUGUACCUAUCUGAUUGCCAGUUUGCCAUGUUAUUUAGUCUGUAGUUUCAAGAACA